AUUUUGUACUAUCUUUCUAUUUAUUUUUAGAUUAAAAAUUAAUUCCAUCAUGUCUAAAUAUUUUGGUAUUAUGUUAUUGGUAACUUUGAUAUUACCUGUUUUUACACUGAAAUGUUAUAAUUGUCAACAUAGUUCUUGCAAAACACCGGUAAGUGCAAGUGCGACUGUGGAUUGUGAGAAGGGAAUGGUUUGUUCAACUUUUGCAGUGCAUAGUAGAAUAGAUGAGUCGAAACCAUUCAACACAAGUGCAAGCAUAUACACCAGAGCUUGUCAUAAGGAAACAUCAAAUUCUUGCACUUUUGGAUGUUUACCCAGCAAACCAGGUGCUGGUGUGACGGAGAUAAAUUGCAGGUCAUGUUGCUCAACUGAAAAAUGCAACACAGAUUUUCCAGAUUGGGAAAAUAUCAAAUCCAACUCAACACCUGAUCAAUCAGUUUUUACACUGAAAUGUUAUAGUUGUCAACAUGGUUCUUGCAAAACACCGGUAAGUGCAAGUGCGACUGUGGAUUGUGAGAAGGGAAUGGUUUGUUCAACUUUUGCAGUGCAUAGUAGAAUAGAUGAGUCGAAACCAUUCAACACAAGUGCAAGCAUAUACACCAGAGCUUGUCAUAAGGAAACAUCGAAUUCUUGCACUUUUGGAUGUACACCCAGCAAACCAGGUGCUGGUGUGACGGAGAUAAGUUGCAGGUCAUGUUGCUCAACUGAAAAAUGCAACACAGAUUUUCCAGAUUGGGAAAAUAUCAAAUCCAACUCAACACCUGAUCAAUCGGCUUCGUUUUUUGUUUUUUUAGUAACAGUUUUAGCAGUGAUGCUAUGUCGAGUCCUGUAAACGGACGAUGUUUUCUUUUUUUAUGUGUGGACAUAUCUUGUUUUAAAAGGGACUUUUAAAACGGUGUUGAUGUAUUUAGUAUUUAAUGUAUUUUAAUGGCAAGCAGAAGUGAUUUGAGACGGUUUCUAUUAUUUUAAACAAAGAGAAACGGAUAUUUUGCUAAAAUCAAAAAGUGUCUGCUAUACAUUAAAGAG
Messenger RNA from Hydractinia symbiolongicarpus, 1023 nucleotides. RefSeq lists its product as uncharacterized. The record is from RefSeq and is a predicted model, not a curated record. The transcript has 3 exons. Lineage: Eukaryota; Metazoa; Cnidaria; Hydrozoa; Anthoathecata; Hydractiniidae. Bases 50 to 829 code for a protein of 259 amino acids.